AUGGCUCGUCGUCAAAUUCUAGCCGAGAUGGGAUAUGAGUUCACAUUCUUGACUGCAGACAUUGACGAGAAAAGUGUUAGGAAGGAAAAGGCGGAGGAACUAGUAAUGGCUCUAGCGGAGGCAAAGGAAUGCUUUAUGUCUUCUUUUAAUCCAUUAUUAAUUUGUUGUAUGCUCCGAGUUAUCCUUUGA
Messenger RNA from Ilex paraguariensis (yerba mate), 189 nucleotides. NCBI's taxonomy places the organism in Eukaryota, Viridiplantae, Streptophyta, Magnoliopsida, Aquifoliales, Aquifoliaceae. The record is from the annotation of a GenBank genome assembly.